Molecule: messenger RNA, 2814 nt
Organism: Paralichthys olivaceus (Japanese flounder)
Lineage: Eukaryota; Metazoa; Chordata; Actinopteri; Pleuronectiformes; Paralichthyidae
Gene: sav1
Product: salvador family WW domain containing protein 1
Biological process (GO): hippo signaling; positive regulation of apoptotic process; apoptotic process
Cellular component (GO): cytosol
Molecular function (GO): molecular adaptor activity; protein binding
Source: RefSeq, a predicted model, not a curated record
UGUGAGCGCGCGGCUGUAAAGCGGGGACCGCCCUGACAGAGCGGCGGAGGCUCACUGACACCGAGGCUGAAAACAUGUCGACUCUCCGGGCUGAGCCGAGCGGACGGGACGGUCGCAGACACGCAGGACUGAGCCAUGAAACCACAGCGCCGCGUUGUUGACGUCUCCGAGCCGUGAGUGAUGCUCUCGAGAAAGAAAAGUAAAAACGAAGCGUCCAAACCAGCCGAGGUUCACGGGAAAUAUGUGAAGAAGGAAACGUCGCCGCUCCUCAGAAAUCUGAUGCCCUCAUUCAUCCGCCAUGGACCCACUAUUCCCAGACGCACAGAGGUCCCUCUGCCAGAGAUGGGGCCCUCCGCAUACCCUCCUCCCAGUAGGGAGCCCGUGGUGUCCCGCAACAAGAGUUUCCUCCGCACCCCUGUGCAGAGGCCUCCGCAUGAGGUGGCCCGCAGAGAGAGCCACCGCAUGUCAGCACCCCCAUACCUGCCUCGCAGUCUGGGGGACCUCCCCCACGAGUACGGAGGCUCCUCACAGUCUUUCCUCACAGACGUGAGCCCCAUGUCUGAGAAUGGAGAUGCUUCCCGCUAUUAUUACCCCUCUGAACCUUACUAUGACAGCCAGCAGCAGCAGCAGCACCAGCAGCAGCAGCACCAGCCGCAGCACCAGCAGCAGCAGCAGCAGCCCAGGAGGGUCCCAGAUCGCUUUCCUGAGGACUAUAGAUACUAUGAGCAAAAUGAACACAACUUCCAAAGAUUUCCCCGACAGCACACCCCCCCAGCUCCAAGCAGACCCCCUUCAGGCAUAGGUCGAAUACAGGCCAAAUCCCUGGGGAACCUCUCCAAUCUGACGGGAGAGGACCUCCCACUUCCGGCCGGCUGGACCGUCGACUGGACCAUCCGCGGCAGGAAGUACUACAUCGACCACAACACCAACACCACACACUGGAGCCACCCUCUGGAGAGGGAAGGGCUCCCCCCAGGCUGGGAGAAGGUGGAGUCUGCUGAGUUUGGGGUCUACUAUGUGGAUCACAUCAACAAGAGGGCACAGUAUCGCCACCCCUGUGCUCCAAGCGUCCCUCGCUAUGAUCAACCCCCACCACUACCACCUCCUGUGACCUAUCAGCCACGUCCUGCAGAGAGGAACCAGCCGGUCCUGGUGCCCGCUAACCCGUACCACACAGCUGAGAUUCCAGACUGGCUACAGGUGUACGCCCGUGCACCACUAAAGUACGACCACAUCUUGAAGUGGGAGUUGUUCCAGCUGGCGGACUUGGACACGUAUCAGGGCAUGUUGAAGCUGCUCUUCAUGAAGGAGCUGGAACACAUCGUCAAAUCCUACGAGGCGUACCGACAGGCGCUGCUGUCCGAGGUGGAGGCCCGCAAGCAGCGGCAGCAGUGGUACGCCCAGCAGCCCAACAAGAACUUCAUGGGGAACAUGUGAUGUGUAUGUGCACUCAGGAUGCCGCACCGCCACGCCCCUCUGUGGUCGCCACAGUUUGGGAGCGGUCAGGGUUUCUUUUUGAAAUCGUGAUUGACUCUUAAUUGCCUCUUUUACCAAACACAUCUGUGCCUUCGCUUGAUCCAAAUAUAUCAGCCAGGAAGUUGAGAUGCACGACAGCGGGGGGUGGGGGGGGGGUAAACGACACAAUUCAUGAAUGAUCAUGUGAUUGAAAAACACUCCAAUGAAGAAGAAAGAAAGAAAGAAAAAAAAAAAGACGUAUAAUGCGCUACAUCUGGGGAGACUGCCUGCGGUGCCGUUUACAGCCACUGCCCUGAGAACCGAGUUGCUGUUUGGAUUUUAGUUUUAAAGACUGAGGAGAACAGAGACUGAAAAACAGACUUUGUUGAAAAACACCCUGAGAUUGUGCCUUUUUUAAACGAGUAAACGCAGCAUUUUUUACAAUGUCUGCUCAUAUCGUGUAUCCACCAGCUACUCCGUCAUUUUUUCCUGCGGGAGAAAACGACCGGCAGCUUCUUCUAAUUUGUUCCCAUACGAAAUACUUCAUGACUAUUUUUCCUUUUGCUUUGUUACCCUCAUAAAACUGAAACCACAGUCUUUUUUACACUAAACAGAAAGUGUGCAUUUUUCUUAUUUUAUGACAAACUGUAUGCUUUACCAGACAAUCCACCAAAACUUUGAACACAUAUUUAAGUUUUGAUAUGAAACGCGUCUUUUUUUCGAAGACCUUUUGACGGAUGAAGCAUCUCAUCGGAUGCAGCGGUUGGAGCAUCUCUUGGCUCACUGGCAUUACUGUAAGUCAGGAAUAUACUUGUGUUUGUGUAUAAUGAAUCUUAAAUAAGCUACUGGAACGUUUUAAAACACUUCAGAAGACACAAAGUUUGCCAACCAAGUGCAAUUCAGUUUUUUCUUUUCAUUCUCUCUGGAUAUAUUUCGGUGAUGCCUUAUUUUCACGGACUGACACGUCUCUUUUGUGAAGCGCAGGUUCUUGGAAGCAUAUUCUCUUGAUUAAUAGAUUACUUUUUUUUUUUUAAGAUAUUCAGAAGUGUCCUAAAAUCUGAGGUCUUGUCGAGCAAAGACAGGAGUCAGUGUUUAACUGUGUUAAAAAGUUUACGGCUCUAAUUUAUAAACCAGGGUUUGGAUCUAUUUUGAAUAUUAAGUAGUUUAUAGGACAUUUGUAUGAGAACUUCUGAGUUUCCUAAAAAGAUGUGUGUUGAAGUUUCAGUAGAAUAAGUUAAUAAAGAACCUGUUGGCUUCCAUCACAUCUUUUCAGAAUGGUGUCAACAGCAGUUUGUACAUAUCUCAUGUUGUGGAUUACAAAUACAGGACAAAAGCAAUAAAGUCUGCAGUGAAGAAAAA